Lentinula edodes (shiitake mushroom) is the source of this 414-nucleotide messenger RNA. RefSeq lists its product as uncharacterized. Bases 1 to 414 code for a protein of 137 amino acids. The transcript has 3 exons. NCBI's taxonomy places the organism in Eukaryota, Fungi, Basidiomycota, Agaricomycetes, Agaricales, Omphalotaceae. The record is from RefSeq and is a predicted model, not a curated record.
AUGGGUCGUGAUGCCUUCUGGCACCUGCAUGACCUUAUUGCUGCUGAUGCAGCUUUCCAAUCCACAACAAAUCGUCCUCAACGCCCUGUCCGCUAUCAGCUGGCCACAUUCCUAUGCAGAGUCGGGGCUGAAACGGUGCGUGUCAUUGGUGCAAUACGUCGUUUAUGGUCCGAUUACCUUGCAUGGCCUGGAGAAGCUCGAAGACAUUUCAUUUCCGAGAAGUUUGCUGAGCAAGGAUUUCCAGGCUGUCUCGGGACAGCAGAUGGGUGUCUGUUCAGACUCACGAACCAACCACUUGUCAACCCAUAUGCAUAUUGGUGUAGGAAAAAGUUUUAUGCGUUGAUCAUGCAAGCCACAGUUGAUCAUUGUGGCGUGUUCACAUCGCAUGAACUGGGAUGGCCAGGUUCUGUUUAG